GGUGAUGGUUGCACUGAUCUUACUAACUGUACGAAAUACGAGGGAUAUGGAUUCGUAUAUAUUAUAACUUGCGUUCUUUUCACCUUCCUUUCUCUCUUUGUCUCUCGCAUUAAUCUACCUCUUUGCUUUUCCACUGAGGAGAUUGUCAUCUACCACGGCAUUCUCCCUGGUGCUAUAUCGCAGUAUAUGGUAGCCUACAAUGAUUGUCCACUCAGGAUACAUCCAACUUCCGUUAUAUAGCCUACCUCCAUCUGUUGAUCGUAAAAAAUCACUCUACGUCACAAAGAUCAUUAUACCCCAUCAGACAAUAACCAUACACAUUUCCGACAAUUCGCUUCCAAUCCAUUUUGUUUCUAGUCACAUGUCGAUAAAUGUUGACGGUAUCAGGGAUUGUGUUUCUUUCAGGACAUCCGUAAAUGAAAUCGAUUUGUGUCGAACACACACACACACAUACACACACACGCAAAAAACAACACUUUAAUAUGCCUCCACUUGUCAUUGCAAGCACAUAUUGCACACAUUCAUCCGACCAAGACAGUCAAUGGUUGAUUUUAGACGAAGGGGAAAGACCCAAAACAUACACAAGCCGUGUCGGAAAAGGGAAUUGGAUAUCAGAGACUGACUUCUUAUUUGAAGCCGUGCUCCGACUUUCAUUCCGCCUAUAUCCGGUCGUCUAGAUUUCGUUGUCCGUCGAAGAAGCCCUAAACCAAAUUGACACCUCGCCGUAAGAGGCAAAGCUGAGUAAACGUCACGACAGCUAAUCCCGCCUAAACCUCACCGGUAGGCACGCAGCUUGGAUCGCUCUGUUUGUUUGACCAACAACAGUUGAAUUUCAGGGACGUAAAAACGGAAGGAGAUGAAGUUAAAAAGAGUAGGUUUAUAUCAUGAAUGAAAUCGCUUUGAAUGGUUAUCUAAAUUGAUAGUGACAUAAAAAACGAGGAGGAAAAACAGGACGGAGACGCGUUUACUUCAAUACAUUGGUAGUUUCUUCUACAAACCAUCUCUCUACGACAAUAAUAUGGAGAACUAUUCAAGGGAGGCUGAUAUAAUGAACCUCUUCACGACGCCAGAUGUACCAAUGACGACGAUUAACUCGACCAUGGCACCUGGAGGAGGUGGUCAAGGAUGGGGCGUGGGCAGGAUUGAAAACAACAUCGCAGUCCGCAUCGUCUACGGCAUCAUCGCGAUGACGGGAAUCCUAGGAAACUUCCUCGUCUGUUUCGCGCUCUCCAGGAACGCCACACUGCGCACGCGUACCAGUUAUUUUAUCAUCCAUCUCGCUUUUGCUGACCUUUUGACCUCUACCUGGACCAUUCCAUUCCAUUUGUUUCCCGAUCCACCGGGGGUAGCUGAUAACACAAAUGGAGAGAUCGUAUGUCGGCUUUACAUCUCGAAAUUCCCACUUUGGUCUACCAUCUUCGCCUCCGUGUAUAGUCUCGUCAACGUCACUCUAGAGCGAUAUUUCGCGGUCGUUCACCCCAUCAAGUACAAGAUUUUCUUCUCUAAGAAAUGGAGUGCGAUGAUGAUGGCAGCGACAUGGGUCAUCGGUUUCCUCUCCAAUAUCUACUUCUUUUGGUUGUAUGAUGCUACAGAAGGGUCGUGUGAGUUCAUUGGAUACCCAUCGGUGGUAUCUCAACGCAUCAUAGGUGUGUUUACAUUCGCUGUGGUCUAUGUCAUACCUAUUGCGGCAACUCUCUUCUGUCAUCACAAAAUGAUUGCAUCACUCAAGAAACAAUUUGAGUCUCUCAGACAAGAAAGACGGGAGAAAAGAGCAACAGGUCAAAAGCCCAAGAAGGAUGCUAACGCUUGGCAACUAAAAGCAGCCCAUGAGAUCCAGAAGACACUCUUGGUUGUCAUCAUCACGUACAUGAUCUGCUGGGCUCCUAAUCAAUUCAUCUUCUUUUCCUACAAUAUGGGUGCUCCCGUAGACUUCACCCAACCCUACUAUCACGUGUCAGUCGUGUUCGCCCUCUGCAAUUCAUGCCUCAACCCGUUCAUCUACGUUUACAAGAAUAAAUACUUCAGAAGAGGAUUAUUGGAGUCAUUAGGCUUCCCUGAGGGAAUGCUAACCUUCCUGAACAGGAUAGGACCGGGCAGUACCGGUAUGACAGAAGGAGAAACCCCUACUAAUACCCUGGACAAUAAUGUUGGUGCUGGUGUUAGUGGGAGAUCCCCGGCGCAUACGAGCACAAAUGAUUCCUUGGUUUGAUAUUAAACAAUUACAAUAAAAUCGCAGCGUGUAGCUAAUAAGGCUUACAGAGAAAAUUUAUUCAGCAAAUCGUUCGUGAACUUGAAUGAUUUGAGUGUACUGAACUGAGAGUGAUUUUCAGGGUGAUUUUUCAGCGUUGCACGUUAAUUGUGACGAUAGAGAGGUAAUCUUCAGUUUUCUUGGCAGAAUAUGUAAUUUUUUUCUUCAAUCAUCAGUUUAUGUCCUUACCCCCCCCCCCCCCCCGUGGCGGAUCCAUGGGGUGGGGAGAGACCCCGCCCCCCCCCCGGGAAAAAACGUGUAAAAAACGUUACUUUUCAAGCAACAAAGUCCGGCUGGUAUUAAUCCACACACCGGAGAUAAGGGGUUGCUUUUAAAAAUCCGGUCCGUAUCUUACUGACACACCGGAGAUAUGGGGGGGGGGGGGGGGGGGUUAACCUUACACGCAUCCCAGACAGAUCGCGCGACCCCCGAAAAUACACCCGUUUGCGAGGGUCAGAAUGAAAGACUAGUCUCCGUUUUGGCGUUGAGGUUGUGCUGAUUUACCGCAGUGGUCUCGUAUCCAGGAUAUCCUGGGUUCAAAACCAAGUCGAUGCGGGUAAAAUGCAAUAAAUUAUUGAAAAUUUAUUGCAUUUUCUGUGGUUUUUUUUU
Molecule: messenger RNA, 2857 nt
Organism: Strongylocentrotus purpuratus (purple sea urchin)
Lineage: Eukaryota; Metazoa; Echinodermata; Echinoidea; Camarodonta; Strongylocentrotidae
Product: cholecystokinin receptor type A
Exons: 4
Coding region: 1019-2209 (396 amino acids)
Biological process (GO): G protein-coupled receptor signaling pathway
Cellular component (GO): membrane
Molecular function (GO): G protein-coupled receptor activity
Source: RefSeq, a predicted model, not a curated record